AAUAAGUGACCUGAAAACAAGCUGUCAGCGAAGCUGGUGGAAAUGUUCCGUCUCCUCUGCUGUUGCUGCGUCCCCAGCGAUAACCUUAAUGAGAGGCAGCCUCUGCUGCAGCCCGUAUCCUCAGCUGCAAUAAAUGGAGCUGAAUCAGCCAGACAGGCCCCCUCAGCUCACAAUGAUGUGCAGACUGUGAAAAGGAUCGGAAAGCUGAUGAUGAGACGGGUGAAUGUGACAGAUUUGGAUCUGAGGUUUAAUGACAUGGCAGAGAGCUUCAAUGAGCAGCAAAAGCACUAUGAAGCCAUGGUCGAACACAUCAGAAAGCUGAAACAGAUCAGUGGCAGUACAAAUGUUGAUAACCUUGCUUUUGCUGAAUGCAUAGGAAAAAUUAGAAUAGAGCAUGAGAGUACAUACAGGGUGUCUUUGAAGAUGAAGGGCUACGACUUCUCCCUUGUGACAAAUCCAAUUGGCCCAGAGGGAGAAAAUGAGGAGAAACCUCUAUGUCUACAGUCAGCACAGAGUGAAGUCAUGGGCCUUUCUGAUAGAGCCAAAGCCACCAUCUCAAAGGGUACAGCGCUUAUCCAGCUUAUCGAUUGGCUGCUCCGGGGCCACAGCCAAAUGGCCGAGCAAGUAAAGGGUGCAGCAGAAAACUACCAAGAAGAAGGAAGACUGUGUGACAACCUGGAGGAGAACAUGAAGGAAGUGAGGAGGGCGAAGGAGUUAUCGCAAAGAUACAGGCAACAGGCUGGGGAAGUUUACAAUGAAGCUGCACAGAUUGCCGGGAUUGGUAUAUAACUGCUGUCACUUUUUAAAUAAAAUAUGUACAUAUGUUCACACUAUUUUGCAAGAGUUGAAUUACAGGUUUUAGAAAUGUCCUGUUUUUGGGGCAUUUCAUGUCAUUCUACCUGCAAGAUCCUGAAAUGCACUGAAAAUAUAAAUGUUUUAAACAGCAGAAGUACAAACAAAACAUACCCAGACAUUUGGGUAUGGAUGAAACCAAGCUAUAAGGAAGAAUGAAUGACAACAGAUGAAUGCAAAUCUGUAAUAUUUGAAAAGCAUUAGUGAGGGUUUUAAAUGAAAAAUUGUGAUUUAUUAUUGCUUUUUU
Molecule: messenger RNA, 1099 nt
Organism: Cyprinodon variegatus (sheepshead minnow)
Lineage: Eukaryota; Metazoa; Chordata; Actinopteri; Cyprinodontiformes; Cyprinodontidae
Exons: 4
Coding region: 43-789 (248 amino acids)
Source: RefSeq, a predicted model, not a curated record